Molecule: messenger RNA, 4249 nt
Organism: Ficedula albicollis (Collared flycatcher)
Lineage: Eukaryota; Metazoa; Chordata; Aves; Passeriformes; Muscicapidae
Gene: WASF2
Product: WAS protein family member 2
Exons: 10
Coding region: 80-1582 (500 amino acids)
Biological process (GO): positive regulation of Arp2/3 complex-mediated actin nucleation; actin cytoskeleton organization
Cellular component (GO): lamellipodium; cytoskeleton; SCAR complex
Molecular function (GO): protein kinase A regulatory subunit binding; actin binding; Arp2/3 complex binding
Source: RefSeq, a predicted model, not a curated record
CCCCCGCCCUGGUGGUAGUGAGAGCGGGGGCGCGGAGGGGACAGCCGCCGACAGGAGCAGUGCCUGAAGCAGGUCCACCAUGCCGUUAGUAACGAGGAACAUUGAGCCAAGGCACCUGUGCCGUCAGACGUUGCCUAGCGUUCCGAGCGAGCUGGAAUGCGUGACCAACAUCACCCUGGCAAAUGUCAUUCGACAGCUGGGCAGCCUGAGUAAAUCUGCAGAAGACAUAUUUGGAGAGUUGUUUACUCAAGCCAACACCUUUGCCUCUCGGGUGAAUAUUCUGGUGGAGAGAGUUGACCGCUUGCAAGUCAAAGUCACUCAGCUGGAUCCCAAAGAGGAGGAAGUCUCCUUGCAAGGCAUUAACACCAGGAAGGCCUUCAAAAGCUCCACCACUCAGGACCAGAAGCUCUUUGACAGAGAUUCUCUCCCUGUGCCUGUCCUCGAAACCUACAGGAGCUGCAAUACCCCUCCACCUCUCAACAUCCUCUCACCUUACAGGGACGAUGGCAAAGAGGCACUUAAAUUCUACACAGAUCCUUCAUAUUUCUUCGACCUUUGGAGGGAGAAAAUGCUUCAGGACACCAAGGAUAUCAUGAAGGAAAAGCGGAAACACAGGAAAGAGAAAAAGGAGAAUCCGAACCGAGGAAAUGUGAAUCCACGGAAGAUCAAAACCCGGAAAGAGGAGUGGGAGAAGCUGAAAAUGGGGCAGGAAUUUGUGGAGUCGAAGGACAAGCAGGGUCCUGCUGGGUUCGCCCCGGCUGCGGUGUACCAGAACGGCAGCAUCGGCUCCAGCGAGAGCGUGGACGGCAGCUGCUUGCCGCCCCCCGGGCAGCCCGAGCCCCCGGUGCCAGCGCCGCCCUCGCUCCCCGACGACAGCCUGCCGCCGCCCCCGCUGGAGUUCAGCUAUCCUGUAGACAACCAAAGAGGUUCUGGUUCUGGAGGGCCCAAACGAUCCAGCCUGGUUAGCCCGAGCCACCCACCACCAGCUCCUCCCAUCGGAUCCCCCUCGGCAGCCAGGCCCCCCCCCCCCCCCCCCCCCCCCCCCCCCCCCCCCCCCCCCCCCCCCCCCCCCCCCCCCCCCCCCCCCCCCCCCCCCCCCCCCCCCCCCCCCCCCCCCCCCCCCCCCCCCCCCCCCCCCCCCCCCCCCCCCCCCCCCCCCCCCCCCCCCCCCCCCCCCCCCCCCCCCCCCCCCCCCCCCCCCCCCCCCCCCCCCCCCCCCCCCCCCCCCCCCCCCCCCCCCCCCCCCCCCCCCCCCCCCCCCCCCCCCCCCCCCCCCCCCCCCCCCCCCCCCCCCCCCCCCCCCCCCCCCCCCCGCGGGCCCCCGCCCCCUCCUCCCCCCUCGGACCCCUCCUCGGCCAAGCCCAAGUCGUCCCUGCCCGCGGUCAGCGAUGCCAGGAGCGAUCUGCUGUCGGCCAUUCGGCAAGGCUUCCAGCUGCGCCGGGUGGAGGAGCAGCGGGAGCAGGAGAAGCGGGACGUGGUGGGCAACGACGUGGCCACCAUCCUGUCGCGCCGCAUCGCCGUGGAGUACAGCGACUCCGAGGACGACUCCUCCGAGUUCGACGAGGACGAGUGGUCGGAUUAGCCGCUCCCAGCCCUCCUCCCCUGCUCUCCCGGGCUCGCUUCUCACAGAAUCAGGUGGCCCAGCCUCGCACCACAUCCUUCUCAUCCUCUAACCAAAGAUGUGCCAAGGGUUUUUCAGACAACCAGCAGCAAAUCUCCCCUGUGCCUCCCCUCCGGCUUUGGCAGGAAUCCGUGCUCUGCCUUUCCAAAAGGUCUCCUCACGGACAUGAGGAUGCAGAGUUGGGAUUUAGCUGGAGGGGCUGUAACGGUUGCUUACUUAAAAGAGAGCUAAACCUCCAGAUUUUUGAUGCCACCAGGCAGAGCACACAUAAACCCUCCAUCCUGAGGGAUUUUUAAAAUAAAGAUGGAUGAUCCUGUUGUGGCCGUGUGGCCUUUUGGAUGAAGGACAUUUUCAGCUGGUUUUCUCAGUGCAACAGCAGACAGUUGAUCUGAUGGCUCUUCCUUGCCAGUGAAUACUGGUAGUGCUGCAAGAAAAUGGGCUUUAAAUGUCAGUUCUCUGCUGCAUCCCACUGUCAAAUAAUCAGGUUUUUGGCAAUAGUGCACAGUUCUUUCCCCCCUGACCCCUGAGUAUUAAUUCCAGAUCACCCUGUGUGGGGUGCACUUCCCAGCUCCCAGGCUGCUGAGUGCCUUGGGUGCAGUGUAAGGAGGGACUUUUUUAUUUUUAGAAGCUGCCUUUACCUUCCUCAAAUCUCCUGGACUGCUUUGCCAAGAGGAGACUUGCACAGAGGGAUGUAAAACCAGGGCAGGGUGCUUGCUCAGCUCCACUCCUGGGAGAGCAGAGACACUGCCCCACUGAGACACAUCUGAGGUCAGCUCUGAGCAGGGGCCAGACUUCGCCAGGCUGAUUUUCUCCAAUUCAUGCUGAGACUGUGUUUUAAAAUUCCAAAUCAGUGCCUGAGACAGAGAGAGAUGGGUGGGGAGGGGUCCCUGGACACCAGGCACUGUGGUGGUCUUUGGCCCUGCCAGGGCAGUUUGAAAGGUGCUUUUUUUAGUGGGGUGACUUUAACACAGGGACUUCAAUGCUGGUAUUGCCUUUGCUUCUUCUCCCUUUCCCCUGGGGAGGGGAGUUUGUGUGCCUAAAAACAUGGUGUGUGUGAACUGAGUUGCCCAUCAGUUACAUCAGACCUAACCUACCCUAAUUUUGUUGUUAUAAUUCAUUAGUUAAUUUUAAGAGAACGUUUUUUCUCCUCACUAACCCUGUGAACUAAUUCCCAGGCUGCUCACUAUAGAUCCAGUACUGGCAGGGGAAAAUGGGGAAUUUGAACUAGCUGACCUCAGUUUUAUUGCUGUUUUAUGUUACCUUACAUAGAAUAUGAGCAUAUCGUGGAAAUCUAACCCAGAUACCCUGAUGUGUAUUUUAAUUUGGACAUGACUCAGUAAGGGUCAUGCAAAAAGCAAUUCCAAAGCCUUUUUGAGGUUAUGGGUCCAGCUGUUGUGGGAUGUGAGUCCCACUAAGACCAACUCUCCCAUCUUUCUCCCUUUCCUAAAGUAUUUCACCAGCCUGUGCCUGUCCCUGUUCCCUGCCUCGCCUCCUUUAAUGAUGUUGCUGUACCUGGGACGCUGGGCCCUGCCCGAGGCCUGCUGGAAAUCCUGCUUGGGAGUUGAUUGAUGGCUUCAGCUUGUGCCAUGAGCUCUUACUGACUCCUUUUGUGUGUGUGUUAAUCCUGCCCGGGGCAGGGCUGGCCUGGAGGAUGGGCUGGGGGCAGUGAGACCCCAGAGCUCCCUGGUGGGUUGUGCCUGCAGGCAGGACGCAGAGGGCGUGGGCAGCCAGGCAUCCCCCUGGGCUGGGAACAUCUGAGCAGCUCUUUGCCGGGCUCUGGAGGGGGAACAAACCCCUGGAGUGCUGUGGAGAGACUUGGAAAUGCAAGGGGAUGGUUGCUGAGAGCUGGGUGAGGGGAUGAGAGAGUCACUGCCUCGUGCUGCUGCUCUGAGAGACAAGUUCUGGGAAAAACGGGCCCUGAGCUAAGCCAGGCUGACAGCAGGAUCCCACAGGGAGGCAAGGAGCCCACAGCUGCCAGAGCUGGCUGCAUCUAAGGUUGCCUUGACUAGGCUCAGCCCUGGCGGGAGAGGAGAGCGGGUGUGCUGUGGGAGCAGUGCCGUGUUUGUUGUGAGCCCACGGGCGUGUGUCAGGCCCGGGGCUGGGGCACAGCCCUCUCUGCCUGUUGCACAAGGGUGCUGCCGUGCGGGCAGCCGUGGGUGGAGGUGCUGCUCCGGCCCCCAGGCAGCAGCAGGGACGCUGGGAACACCCUCUGCUCCCAAAGCCCAUCCCAGGGCGGGAUCCGGAGCCGCAGCAUCCUGAGCGCAAGGGUUGUGGACAGGUAGGGGAGGAUGGUUGUUGGAGUGUUUUUUAUAUCUCCUCUGAUUCCUGCUUUUUCUUUUCUUUUUUUUUCCCCCCUAAAUCUUUGAUUGCCAAGCAGGCUUAGCCUGUGUGGGGAUCCCUGAGAGACAGCUGCUCUAGAGAGGGACCAUCUCUGAGUGUGGUUGCAAAAUCGCAGAGCUCUGGGCCACCAAGUGAGCUCAAUGUUUUUGAAAGCAGCAGGGGAGGAGGAGAGGUGCCAAAAUCAACCUUUGCAAGGCAGAGCAGCUGUGCUGAGAGCGCAGGGCUGCCCCACCACCUCUGCCCUCGCGUCGUGGGCUCUUACUGCUUCCCUUCUGUGGGGCUGGGGCG